UCUAUGGCUCGCUUCUCGUCCCUCGCAGUCGUCGUCGAGGAGGAGGAUGUUGAGUUAAAGAAAAAGAAGAAGAAGAAACACUCCAAAAAGCGCAAGGCCGAAGAGAUCGAACCCGCGCCUAUCGAGGGUGAGGAGGAGGAGGAGCUCGUCGAGUCCUUGGAGCCUGCCAAAAAGAAGAAGAAUAAACAUUCAAAAAAGAGGAAGACGGAUGAGCCUGAGGAAGAGGUAGAGGCUGUUGAAGAGGUCACAAUUGAGAAGAAGAGCAAAAAGAAGCAUUCUAAGAAGAAUCGCCACCAGCAAGAGGAUGCCGAGGAGGCUGCUGCUGUUGUCCCUGUAGAGGACUCGGCGGAACCAGAGAAGAAGAAGAAAAAGAAGAAACAUUCUAAGAAGCAUGAGGUUGUCGAGGAGAAGGAGGAGGAAGCCGUUGAGGUAGAGGAGGAGGAGAUGCCUAAGAAGAAGAAACACUCUAAGAAGCAUCUCAAGAAUGUCGAGGAAGAGAAGGAGGAGAAGGCUGUUGAGGAAGAGGAGGCACCCAAAAAGAAGAAGCACACCAAGAAGCAUCGCAAGGCUUUAGGGGAGGAAGAGGAGGAAGCUGCAGCUCCAAAGGAGAAAAAGAAGAAGCACUCCAAGAAGAAGGCACAACCUGUUGAGGAAGAGGAGGAGGAGGAGGUUGUGGUAGCCAAGAAGCCUUUCAAGAAAUCGAAGAAGGCCGAGGAGGUCCCUGUAGAGGAGGAGAAGGAUGAACCGGUACAAGCCAGCUUGGAGGAGGAGAAGGAGACGGCUACUACCCCCGAGAGCUCGGAGCAAUGGGGUUGGGGUGAAGAUUCUGAUUGGUGGCAAGGGAGUAGUGCUGAGGAAUCUGGUGCUACAUCCGAGAAUAGGAAAAAGCAUGGCGAUCAUUGGAGGAGGAUCGAUGAGUCCAAGUACAUCGGACAUCUCACCACCUCUCGAAAGGACAACACGCAUGAGGCGAAGAAGAGGUUUGGUCAUGGCGCUGGUGACACGUGGGGUGACAAGGCUGCGGCGGAUCUCAUCAAGGUUCGUGGGAAAGACUUCCGUAAGGAAAUGGCUAAGAAGAAGCGGUCCUCCUGGCGUGGUGGAGGAGCUUUGGAGACUGGCAUUAACUCGAUUCCCUUCCCAGAUUCGGAUUCGGACUCGGACUAGGCGAUACGUAUUCGUAGCUGUAUACUAGCAUCAUUGGUACUGCGCUUGCAGCCUCUACAACGUUUCUACUUCCUCACAUAGAUUGCUUUCUGGAG
This is a messenger RNA of Perkinsus marinus ATCC 50983, 1259 nucleotides long. RefSeq lists its product as hypothetical. Bases 4 to 1164 code for a protein of 386 amino acids. The transcript has 16 exons. Lineage: Eukaryota; Perkinsozoa; Perkinsida; Perkinsidae. The record is from RefSeq and is a predicted model, not a curated record.